GUAUUUAUUAUUAUGAAAAUUCUAAGUUGGAAUUGUCGUGGAAUAGGGAGCAAAUAUACAAUUAGCUAUUUGAGAGAAAUUUGGCACAAACAUAGACCGAUGUUUCUCUUUUUAUCGGAAACAAAACAAUGUUUUAACUUUGUUCAAAAUCUUCAGUUUCAUUUUGGGUACAAAUAUUUGCACACAGUGGAUCCUAAUGGAAGAAGUGGAGGAUUGGCUCUUUAUCAUAGUCAUGACUCUCCGGUCACAAUACUUUAUUCGAGUAAUCGGAUUAUAGAUAUUGAAACAAGCUAUAAAGGAAAAACUAUUUUUAUUUCUUUUGUAUAUGGGGAGCCGGUUCAGGGUCUGCGUGAUUAUGUUUGGGAACGCCUUACACGAAUUGAUAUUACCAGAGUGGAGCCAUGGUUUGUUAUUGGGGAUCUCAAUGAAAUAACAGGUAAUCAUGAAAAGGAUGGGGGAGCGAUUCGCCAUGCAUCAACCUUUCUUCAAUUUAAUAAUAUGAUUGCAAACUGUGGUCUUCUGGAAUUUCCUUCAAAAGGAAAUACUUUGUCAUGGAGUGGGAAGCGACAAGGACAAACGGUCCGGUGUCGAUUAGAUCGGGCUUUAAGAAAUGUCGAAUGGCAUAAUAUGUUCCCGUCAGCUUUUGUGGAAUAUUUAGGAAUGAUCGGAUCAGAUCACAGGCCCAUUGUUGCAAGUUUAGAUGAGAAAUUAAUCAAAGUAAGGAAACAAUUCCGGUUUGAUAAGCGAUGGAUUGGUAUGGAGGGGCUUAUGGAUUUCAUUGCACAGGGGUGGUCUACGGAAAAUCCACGGUAUAAUUCGGGUGUUGUAGAUAAAAUAGUAAAUUGUCGACACGGAAUUUUGGUUUGGAGGAAAAAUAACCCUCCCUAUGGUAAGGAAAAAAUAAAUUCGUUGCAGAAGGCUUUGGAAGAAAUUCAGGGUGACAAUACUAAAACGUAUGAGGAGGUAUUAGAGGUAUCCAGGAAGUUAAAGGAAGCUUAUAGGGAUGAAGAACUUUAUUGGGAACAGAAAAGUAGAACGACUUGGCAUGCUAAAGGGGAUCGAAAUACUAAAUUUUAUCAUGCGCUUACUAAACAGAGGCAAAUCCAGAAUAAAAUUGUGGGGUUGCAUAAUAGUGGGGGUGACUGGGUUACAUCGGAAGAGGAGAUAUAAGGAGUUGCAGUUGAUUAUUUUAACGAUUUGUUUUCAACGACAUCACCAGUGGGUUAUGAAGAAUUUUUACAUGCGGUACCUACUCUGAUCACCGAGGAUUUGAAUAGGAUUUUAACUUCCUGGGCCUCAGAAGAGGAAGUGAGAUCAGCUUUAUUUAUGAUGCACCCAGAGAAGGCCCCUGGACCGGAUGGGAUGACGGCUUUGUUCUUUCAACAGGCAUGGUCGAUCAUCAAAAAAGAUAUUAUUGACAUGGUUAAUGAGUUCUUCAGGUCUGGAUCUGUGGAUGAAAGAAUAAAUAUGACCAAUAUUUGUCUUAUUCCAAAGACUUUAAGACCGAGUAGAAUGACGGAACUGCGUCCCAUCAGUUUAUGUAAUGUAGGUUAUAAAAUUAUUUCGAAGGUGUUGUGUCAACGGUUGAAGAGGUUUUUACCUCACCUGAUCUCGGAAACACAAUCUGCUUUUGUUUCUGGGCGAUUGAUCUCUGAUAACAUUUUAAUUGCACAAGAGAUGUUUCAUGGAUUGAGGACAAAUAAUUCAUGUAAAGAGAAGUUUUUGGCUAUAAAAACGGAUAUGAGUAAGGCAUAUGAUAGAGUUGAAUGGCCUUUUAUUGAAGCUAUAUUACUAAAGCUGGGUUUUGCACAACAAUGGGUUUCUCGGAUAAUGGCUUGCAUUUCUUCGGUACAAUAUAAAGUAUUAAUUAAUGGUCAACCAAAAGGACAUAUUAUACCGAAUAGAGGUUUGCGACAAGGGGAUCAUUUAUCGCCUUAUUUAUUUAUUUUAUGUACCGAAGCAUUAAUCGCAAAUAUUAGGAAGAAAGAAGAGGAAAAAAUGUUAACUGGGCUAAAGGUUGCACGUGCAAGUCCGGCAAUAUCUCACCUAUUAUUUGCGGAUGACAGUCUUUUUUUCUGUAAAGCUAAUAGGCAAGAAUGUGAGGUUAUUCUACAGAUUCUUAAAGAUUAUGAAUGUGCAUCAGGACAACAGAUUAAUUUUUCAAAAUCAUCCAUACAGUUUGGACAUAAAGUCCCUGAAGUAGCACGGCUGGAGGUUCAACAGAUAUUGGGUAUAACGACACUCGGUGGUAUGGGAACAUAUUUGGGGAUUCCGGAGAGUCUUGGAGGUUCUAAAACACAGAUUUUUGGGUUUCUUAAUGAAAGGGUUAAUCAUAAGGUUAAUCAUUGGACUCUUCGAUUCAUUACGAAGGGUGGAAAGGAGGUCUUGAUUAAAUCAGUGGCAUCUCCUAUGCCAACUCAUGUGAUGUCUUGCUUUCGUUUACCAAAAACGGUGACAAAGAAACUUACGAGUACAGUUGCUCAUUUUUGGUGGGGCGGUAAUGGUAAUUCCAAAGGUAUGCAUUGGUUUUCGUGGGACAAGGGGUGUAAAGAUAAAGCUGAAGGGGGCAUCGGUUUUAGAGAUAUUCAGAAUUUUACUACAGCUUUAUUAGCGAAACAGCUAUGGCGUCUAAUUGAUAAACCUGAUUCGCUUUUUGCAAGAGUUUUCAAAGGACGAUAUUAUCGGAAUUCCGAUCCUUUGGAUCCCAUCAGAUCAUACUCUCCCUCGUAUGGGUGGAGAAGUAUUACAUCCGCUAGAUCUCUGGUUAACAAAUGGCUAAUCAAAAGAGUGGGAACAGGUUCAAGCAUUUCAGUAUGGAAUGAUCCUUGGAUCCCCGCUCCUCGCCCGAGGUCAGCAACCCCAAAAUUUGCAAAUCAAUUUCUGAAUCCAUUACUUAAGGUGGAGGAUCUCAUUAAUCCAGUUGAUCUGUCUUGGAACCUGGAUCUACUCAAUGCAUAUGUUCAUCAGGACGAUGUGAGUACUAUACUGAGUCUAGCCAUUAGUAGGAAUCCUAAGCCGGAUUCAUAUGGCUGGCAUUUUACGGAUCAUGGUAGAUAUACAGUUAAAUCUGGAUAUCGUGCUGAGAAAUCUUAUCCUCAUAUGGGUGAACAAAAUAUUGAUAUGGGACCCAAUACCAAACCGCUAUUGGCUCAUUCGUGGAGGCUGCGGUGCUCACCAAAACUUCAACAUUUUGUCUGGCAAAUAAUUUCGGGUUGCUUACCAGUGUAUAAAAAUCUUUACUCACGUGGUAUUAAAUGUGAUACGCAGUGUCAGUUGUGUGGGGCUGAGGAGGAAUCUAUUAAUCAUGUCUUUUUUGAAUGUCCUUUCGCACUUCAAAUUUGGGCACUAUCUAAUGUUCCAUCUUGCCCAGGGAUUUUCCCGACCUCAUCUAUUUUUACAAACAUGGAUUAUCUAUUCUGGAGGCUACCAAAAGAACCAGAUUUGAAUUGCUUUCCUUGGAUUUUAUGGUUUAUUUGGAAGAAUCGGAAUGGAAAAAUUUAUAGGAAUCAGACAAGGGAUCCUUUCGAGCUCCUUCGGACGGCGGAAAUAGAAAUCGUCAUGUGGACGGAUUCACAGACCAAGGAUUCUCCAUCGGUGGGAUCGUCAUACGAUGUGGAUACCCUUGGUAUGGGUGACAUAAGUAGGUCUCAUAUAGAUGGAGCAUGGAGAGCACAAGAUGUGUGCACAGGACAAGGAUGGGUUUAUAAAGCAAGUGGAUCAACUGAUACUAUGAUGGGUGCCAUGUCUAUUCGCAAAAGUCUAUCACCUUUACAUGCCGAAUGUGAAGCGUUGAUAUGGGCGAUGGAGUGCAUGAAGACCCUACGAAUCUCAGAAGUGGUGUUUGCAACUGACUGCUCUCAACUGGUGAAGAUGGUGUCUACACCAACAUAA
Messenger RNA from Brassica rapa (field mustard), 3891 nucleotides. RefSeq lists its product as uncharacterized. Lineage: Eukaryota; Viridiplantae; Streptophyta; Magnoliopsida; Brassicales; Brassicaceae. Gene Ontology annotation, molecular function: nucleic acid binding; RNA-DNA hybrid ribonuclease activity. The record is from RefSeq and is a predicted model, not a curated record.